Leptopilina boulardi is the source of this 5433-nucleotide messenger RNA. Its product is annotated as phospholipid-transporting ATPase ABCA3-like. NCBI's taxonomy places the organism in Eukaryota, Metazoa, Arthropoda, Insecta, Hymenoptera, Figitidae. Gene Ontology annotation, biological process: transmembrane transport; lipid transport. The coding region runs from base 423 to 5381 and encodes 1652 amino acids. Gene Ontology annotation, cellular component: intracellular membrane-bounded organelle; membrane. Gene Ontology annotation, molecular function: ATP binding; lipid carrier activity; ATP hydrolysis activity. The record is from RefSeq and is a predicted model, not a curated record. The transcript has 26 exons.
UUUUGAAUAUGCUAUAUAAAUAGUUGCUAUUGACAACGUAAUACGCAUAAUCAUCAAAUAAAAACAUAACCUCCAACAUUCAAGGUGUCAUUUUUGACAUUUAUAAAUUAAACAUUUAUUAUCAUUGUCACGAUUGUCACUAAAAAAUUAUUUUAGAAAAAUUUAGUCAGUGAUUAUUAUUAUUAUUAAAAGAAAUAGAUUAUACUAUUCAAGUUUUUACAUAAAACGAUUUUGUUAAUUGUUAUCACAUUUUCCUUUCAUUUUUUUUGGUAUGUGAUGUCAUUUGUAUAUUGAUAUCAUUUUUCAUUUCCUCACAAGUAAAAGUAUGAAUCAAUGUCUCUUCAGUUAAUUUGUAGACUCUGCACGGUGCGUAUGUUUCAGAGAUGCAAUUAUAAAAAAUAGAAGAAUAAUUAUAAAUAAACAUGGCUAGUGGAUGGAGAGUUUUUAUAUUGCUCUUGUGGAAAAAUUUUAUUGUUCGAAGACGACAUUGGUUAGUUAGUUCAUUAAUUCAAAUUGGAAUUCCUUUACUUAUAUUUGGAUUGACUCAAAUCUCCCGAGACAAUAUUUCAAAAUAUACUAUCAAUAAUAAUAACCCAGGAGGAAACAUCCCCGAUGCCAAGGACAAAUAUUAUCCAAUAUUGUCAAAAGAAGACAUGAUUUAUACAAUGAAAUACAGACAUACUUAUUUAUAUUAUGCACCAAUAAAUAAUUUAACUGUAAAUUUGAUGAACCUUACUGCCAAAUGUUUAACGUAUCCUACUGAAAAAAUACAUGGAUUUACUUCUGAAAAUGAGCUGUUGAAAAAAUAUUUUUCAUUGGUGGAUGAUGGUACUUUUUCAAACGUUGAGGCUAUUAUUUUCAAAAAUUCGGAUAUUAAUAGUAAAUUAUUGUCCUAUACUAUUAGACCAGAAUAUAUUUAUUCAUGGUAUGAUGAUAAUUUUCUUACAUAUCAAACUUUCAUACCAGAACAAAUGUGUCUUGAUCAAUCGUUCCUACAAAUUAAAAUGAAUAAUCCAUUAUUGGAAACCAAUAUUUCUAUGCAACAAAUGCCUUCACCAGCACACCAAGAAGAAAAACCUGACAUUGAUUUUUAUAUGAAAUUUAUGUACGCGAUGGUUGCAGUUGUUGCAUUUUCAAUUCAGCUUAAUGUGGAAACAACUUACCCUGCACAAGAAAAAAUGUUGGGAGUAAAUGUUUUAAUGGCAAUGAAUGGAGUAAAAAAUUAUCAAAAUUUAUUAAGUUGGCUAAUUAGUGGAUUAUUAUUUAGCAUACUUUAUAUUAUUCCACGUCUUAUAUUACUCAGUAUAUGCUUUGUAUCAUGUCAACCAUUUUUGCAUUAUGGAAAUGUUAUUUUAGUGGCGAUAAUGCAUUUUCUUAAUAUACUUCAUAUUUUGUCCUUUGGUUAUCACGUUUCUUCGUAUUUUUCAAAAUCUAUCCUUAGAGCAUUGGCGAAAAAUUUUUUUUAUUUCGGAACAUUUGGACUUCAAACAUAUUUUAUUUUUCAAAACAAAUUCACUGCAAUACCAUAUAUGGGAAUAUUGUUUCCUAAUAUGAUUCUAUUUCGAACUUACGAGGAAAUUGAUAUUUACGAGAAAAAAUUGGAAGGAGUAAAUUGGAAUAAUAUGUUUGUGGUUGGAGAUAUUAAUUAUUCUGCUGCUGGAAGUUUAGGAGUCAUGUUAAUAUUUUCAAUUCUUGGUACAAUAAUUCACUUUUUCCUUGCUUUAUAUGUUUCUGCAAUUUUCCCAGGAAAAUAUGGAGUUGCCAAACAUCCAUUUUACUUUUUGAAGUUUUUAACGCUAAAGAAAAAUUCUUCUCGGGGAAAAAUUUGUGAUGUCAAUUAUAAUAGUGAAAAUAUACUUUUCGAACCGGUUUCAAAAGAUGUUUAUGUUCCUGGUAUUAAAAUUCGUGAUUUAAAGAAAACAUAUAUUACCAGUUGGAUUAAUCAUGCGAAAAAACAAGCUUUAGAUGGAAUUUCUAUAGAUUUGUAUGAGGGUGAAAUAACAGCUUUACUUGGUCAUAAUGGAGCUGGAAAAACAACAAUGAUGUCAAUUUUAACAGGUUUAUUGAGUCCAACAGAAGGAACAGUUCUUAUAAAGGGAAAAAAUAUUGCCAAUGAAAUGGAUAAAAUUGUUACUGAUUUGGGACUUUGUCCACAGGAAGAUAUUCUUUUUCCCGAUUUGAAUGUCUUUGAACAAUUAGAAUUCUUCUGUAUGUUGAAAAGUAAAAACAAAUCAAGGGCUAAUAUAAAAAAUGAAGUUGAUAGCCUAAUGAAGAGUUUGAAGAUUUUUGAAAAAAGAAAUGAAUUACCUCCUAAACUUUCUGGUGGUCAAAAGAGAAGAGUUUGCCUUGGAAUGUCAAUAAUAGGUGAUGCUUCGACAUUAAUUUUAGACGAACCCACAUCUGGAAUGGAUCCAGAAUCAAGAAGAGAAGUCUGGGAUAUCUUGUUGAAAAUGAGAGGAGAGAAAACGAUUUUGAUAAGUACACAUAAUAUGGAAGAGGCAGAUAUUCUUAGCGAUAGAACUGCUAUUAUUGAAUUAGGAAAAUUAAAAAGCUACGGCACACCUUUGUUCCUGAAAAAAUAUUACGGCGAAGGUAACAUGGAAGUAACGUUGUCUACAGAAGAGGAAUACGACAUUGACGAAAUUAAAAAUCAACUACCGGAGGAAAGUCGAUUAAUAAAUACUGAUGCUGGAAAAAUGGUUUUCAGUGUUCCUUUCACUAAUCGAUUGCCCGAUGUUUUGGACAGAAUUGAACAAGAAAAAGAAAAUUUAGGAAUUAAUGGAAUUAGUGUUUCGCUAAUAACUUUGGAACAAGUUUUCCUUCGGGCAACAAAAGAGGAUAAUGAAAAUUUGGAAGAUGAAAAUUUUUCUAUAGAAAAAAUUGACAACGUUGAAGGAUUUCAACGUUUCUGGCAAUCAUUCAUUGCGCUUAUUUUGAAAAAAUUUUUAUUCAUGAGAAAAAACAUAUUUACACAUUUAUUCAUGAUUAUCAUUCCUAUAAUUAGUAUUUUUACACUUCAAUCGACAUUCAAUAGCUUUGAAGAUUUGGAGAAAGUUUCCUUUCGACUCGAUAGCUACAAUAAUCCUCAAGCUUUCUAUUCUUCGAAUGAUGAUGGUUAUGGACAAAAAUAUAAAGAGAUAGUUGAAAAUUUAUAUGGAAAAACUACACAAAUCCAUGGCAAUAUCACUGAAGCUAUUAUGAAGUUUGGUAAAGAAAAUUAUAACGAAUAUCGAAAUAAUUUAAUUGUUGCCGCACAGUUUAACAUUGAUAAUAAUUCUUUAAUUAAAAAUGCGAAUGCUUUAUAUUCAAAAUUUCACAAUAAGAAUGUGCCGAUAGCAAUGAAUUUGAUUUCUAACACGAUUCUCAAAAAAUUGCUUGGCAAUGAAUAUCAAAUUGAUGUGUCAAGACAAAAACUUCCUUUAAAAUAUAAUUAUAAAUUUAAUCAAACGGAUAUUGUUCUUAAUUAUGUGAGAGCAUUUUUGUUACUUUUUUGUCUAUGUUCAACUUUUGCUCUCUAUGUAAUUCAACCAUUAAAAGAAGCAAUUACUGGAUUAAAAGAACUUCAAAGAAUGACAGGAGUUACGUCCUAUUUAUAUUGGGGAAGUUUUUUCUUAUUUGAUAUUCUUUUCUUUUUAUUCACAAUUAUUAUUUAUUUAAUUGGACUUUAUAUAAUGGAUGUCAAUGAUAAUCUACAAUUAUUUCAUGGAACUGAAUUAAGUAUAAUGUUUCUCUUAUUGAUAUUAUUUGCAUUUAAUAUGCUGCCGUUUGUUUAUAUAUUCAGUUUUUGGAAGAAAAAAACUAACAUUAUCAUAACUAUCUUAACAAUUUUACCUCCAUUAAUCGUUGCAUUAGAAGCAAUUAUUUUUGUAAUUAUGUUAUCAACUUCUGGUGACUUGAAGAAAGCUAUGGAUCAACGAGUAACUGAAAAAAAGUUUUUUAUGUUGAUACCGUCUGUAAGCUUCUUUUAUGGACAACAUUCUUUCUUUGAAACUGCAAAAAAAAAUGCUGACUGUCGAAAAAUACCAAAAUACUAUUUAGAUAUUGUUUGCCGAUCUUCUAAAAAACACGAUUGUUGUGCUCUCAAUUGUUCGGAUGGAGUUUGUGAAAAAUAUUUUCCGUAUUUUAAUAAUUUCGAAAAAUAUGAUAGUUUAGAAGAAAGUAUAUUAUACUUGUGUCUCACUUCAUUUCUUUAUUUCGCCAUUGUUGUCAUAUUGGAACAUAAAUUAAUUCAAAAAUUAUUUAUGAUGCUUAAAAAAAAGGUGCAAGGCAAUGUUAAUGAUAAAUUAGACGAUCAAGUAAAAGCAGAGGAGAUUUAUGUUGCUAAUGAAAUUAAAAAAUUAAAUAAGCAAGGCGAAACCUUGCAAACGCAAAGAAAUAAUUUCUUUUUGAAUGGUAAUGGAGAAAAUCAUUCAAUUUAUUUGGCAUACGAAUUAAGUAAAUCUUAUGGAAAUCUUGCUGCAGUGAAGAAAAUUAGUUUCAGUGUAAAGAAAAGGGAAUGUUUUGGAUUGUUAGGCGUUAAUGGUGCUGGAAAAAGUACAACAUUUCGAUUGCUUACUGGUGAAGAAUUUCCCAACAGUGGUAUUAUGUAUUUAAAUGGAAAAGACAUUUCAAAAAAUAGGCGAGAGUAUUUAUCUCAAAUGGGAUACUGUCCACAAAAUUCUGCUCUCCUUAAUUCAUUGAAUUCUGAAGAUCAUUUAAAAUUAUUUGCAUUACUCCGAGGUGUACCAAGAAGUCUUGUAUCAAUUGAAGUUGCAAAUUGGAUAAAAAGAUUGAAAUUAAAUCGUUGUUCGAAACAACCAAGUGGAACGUACAGCGGUGGAAAUAAACGUCGAUUAAGUAUCGCAAUUGCUUUAAUUGGUAAUCCUAAUCUUGUUUUAAUGGAUGAACCUACAACUGGAGUUGAUCCAGCAGCACGAAGAUAUAUGUGGCACGUGAUUAAAUCCUGUCAAUUAGGAGGACAAUCAAUUAUUCUCACUUCUCACAGCAUGGAAGAAUGUGAAGUUCUUUGCAAUCGAUUGGUAAUAAUGGUAAACGGUCAAUUUGUUUGUAUUGGUCCAAGUGAACAAUUAAAACAAAAAUUCGGUGCUGGUUUUGAUAUAAAUAUAAAAUUAAAUCCAGAAAGAACUGAUGAAGAUGUGCAAAAUAUCAAAAAGGAGAUUGAAAAUUUAUUAGAGUGUGAACAUCGCGAUGAACAUGUUGGUUAUAUAACUUAUCAUAUUACCAAUUCAAGAACAAAAUGGAAAACCAUGUACAGUGUAAUGCAACAAUUAAAAGAAAAGUACAAUUGUAUUGAAGAUUAUUCAAUACUCUCAGCAACAUUAGAGCAAUUAUUUUUACAAUUUGCUAGAGCUGACAAAAAACCAUUAACUGUUCAAGUUUAAAAGUGCUUUAGAUUUUCUUUAUUAAAAAAAUAAAGAAAUUAACAAUUUUUUU